Messenger RNA from Heterostelium album PN500, 888 nucleotides. RefSeq names its product bifunctional 5,10-methylenetetrahydrofolate dehydrogenase/5,10-methenyltetrahydrofolate cyclohydrolase. Gene Ontology annotation, biological process: tetrahydrofolate interconversion. NCBI's taxonomy places the organism in Eukaryota, Evosea, Eumycetozoa, Acytosteliales, Acytosteliaceae. The record is from RefSeq and is a predicted model, not a curated record. The transcript is spliced from 3 exons. Gene Ontology annotation, molecular function: methylenetetrahydrofolate dehydrogenase (NADP+) activity; methenyltetrahydrofolate cyclohydrolase activity. The coding region runs from base 1 to 888 and encodes 295 amino acids. Gene Ontology annotation, cellular component: cytosol.
AUGUCAACUGAAGAGAAUAUUGCUAAAACUAUUGAUGGUAAGACUAUUGCUGCCAAUAUUCGUACUGGAAUCAAGGAGGAUGUCGAUAAAUUAGUUGCCUCUGGAAAGAGAGCUCCAGGAAUAGUUGUUAUUUUGGUUGGAGAUCGUCAAGAUUCACAUACAUAUGUUAGAAAUAAGAAAAAGACAGCUACUGAAAUGGGAUUCGUUUCUAUCGAUUGCAUCUUACCAGGCAAUACAUCGCAGGAAGAGGUGAUCGAAAUCGUCAGAAAGUACAACCAAAUGCCAGAGAUCGACGGUAUUCUCGUGCAAUUGCCACUGCCAUCACACAUCAAUGAAGAGACUGUCCUCAAUGAGAUCGACAUCACCAAAGACGUCGAUGGAUUCCACCCGAUCAACAUCGGUAAGCUGGCGAUGCGUGGUAGAGUCCCACUGUUUGAGCCAUGCACUCCCAAGGGUUGCAUUGAGUUGCUACUGCAAUCGGGUGUCACCAUCGAAGGAAAGAAUGCCGUUGUGCUCGGACGUUCAAACAUUGUCGGUUUACCAGUAGCCAUGUUGCUGAUGAAUCGCAAUGCCACCGUUACCAUCUGUCACAGUAAGACUGCCAAUCUCAAAGAGGUUGUUGCUCAAGCCGAUAUUCUGGUGGCUGCUAUCGGUGUUGCCAAGUUUGUAAAGAAGGAUUGGGUCAAGAAGGGUGCUGUCGUUAUCGAUGUCGGUAUGAACACCGAUGAAAACAACAAGCUCUGUGGAGAUGUAGAUUUUAAUGAAGUUAAACAUGUUGCAAGUCAAAUUACACCUGUUCCAGGAGGUGUUGGACCAAUGACAAUCGCUAUGCUUUUAAAGAAUACAUUGAUCAGUGCAAUGAGAAGACAAGGUGUUGAAAAACUUUAA